Dovyalis caffra is the source of this 483-nucleotide messenger RNA. NCBI's taxonomy places the organism in Eukaryota, Viridiplantae, Streptophyta, Magnoliopsida, Malpighiales, Salicaceae. The record is from the annotation of a GenBank genome assembly.
AUGCUUAUUCUAUCUUCGCCUCCAUUACUUACUCCCCCGGCCGUCACUCGAUCAUCAUCUGUCCACACUGGAAGGCAACUGCACUCUCAAUCCAUUUGCUUUGGCCAACAUUCUCAUCUUCACGUCCUUACCGCCUUGGUCCGGAUGUACUCCUCUUUUGGCUCUCCUAGCAUCUCUGAUGCUCGCAAGCUGUUUGAUGAAAUGACCAUGACCACUGGAGAUGUGGCUUUAUGGAAUGCAAUGCUUAACGGGUAUGCUAAGCUUGGCGACCUCCAUAAUGCUCGAGCUUUAUUCGAACAUAUGCCUCAAAGAAAUGUUAUUUCCUGGACAGCUCUCGUUACCGGGUAUGCUCAGGCGAAUCGGCCCCACGAUGCCAUUGCUGUGUUUCGAAGAAUGCAGCUUGAGAAUGUGGAGCUUGAUGAAAUUGCCAUGUUGGUUGCGCUUUCUGCUUGUGCCCGAUUGGGUGCAUUGGAGUUGGGGUGA